This is a messenger RNA of Ilex paraguariensis (yerba mate), 585 nucleotides long. The record is from the annotation of a GenBank genome assembly. NCBI's taxonomy places the organism in Eukaryota, Viridiplantae, Streptophyta, Magnoliopsida, Aquifoliales, Aquifoliaceae.
AUGGCCAAAAGACCCGGAUUGGUUCAUGUAUCAACUUUUACAGUAAUAUGUGCUUAUUUAUGGGCUUGUAUGGUGAAAUCAAAAGCCGCAAUUGGGGAGGAGGGUGAUGAAGAUGACCCCUAUCACUUCGUAUGUGCGGGAGACACUCGGGCCCGUUUGGAUCCACCUAUUCCAGCUACUUACUUUGGUAACUGCGUAGUAGCAGCAUGCAUUGUAACUGUAAACUGUAGGAAACUAGUGGAAGACGAAGGUUUCAUAUUUGCAGCGGUGGCGAUCGGAGAGGACAUUCGUGAGAGGUUGUACAAUGAAGAGGGAGUGUUGAAAGAUGCAGAAAAUUGGCUGUCGGGCGGGAAAGAAAUUAUGAGGGAGAGAACUGUUGGGGUAGCUGGGUCUCCCAAGUUCAAUUACUAUGAUAUUAAUUUUGGGUGGGGAAAGCCUAAGAAGUUCGAAUUUGUGUCUAUAGAUAUUACAGGAGCAAUGUCCUUAAAUGGUUGCAGAGAUUUAGAUGGAGGCAUAGAGGUUAGCUUGUCCUUGCCUAAAGCUCAAAUGGAUGCUUUUGCUACUAUUUUUGCUGGAGUUCUCUAA